ACAAAAUGGCAGCCGGAUCCCAAUGGCGGAUGCUCUUGACAGCUCAAGCCAUCUUCAUGCAAUUCCUGCAGCUCCCAGUCUCCAGGGCAGGCCUGUGCCCAUCGCCCUGCUCCUGCCGCCUCCCCUUAUUGGACUGCAGCCGUAGGAAGCUGGCCAGGCCUGGCUGGGGGACUUUAUUGAGCCCCCUGCCCUCCAACAUCACCAGCUUGGAUUUGAGUCAUAAUCUGUUGUCUAAUUGGAACAUCAGCCUGGAAUCUCAGACAUUACAAGAAGUAAAAAUGAAUUAUAAUGAACUGACAGAAAUUCCAUAUUUUGGAGAAGCAGCCUCUAACAUUACUCAACUUUCAUUAGUUCAUAAUAUAAUUCCAGAAAUAAAUGCAGAGUCAUUCCAGUUUUACACUGCUCUUGAGAGUUUGGACCUCAGCUCAAAUAUAAUAUCAGAAAUCAAGACAUCUUCAUUCCCUCGAAUGCAACUUAAAUACCUAAAUUUGAGUAAUAAUCGGAUAGCCAUCCUGGAGGCUGGUUGCUUUGAUAAUUUAUCAAGUUCCUUAUUAGUGGUCAAGUUAAACCGGAACAGAAUUAGCUUGAUUCCACCCAAGAUCUUCAAGCUGCCUCACCUUCAGUUCUUGGAACUGAAAAGAAACAGGAUUAAAGUUGUGGAAGGACUGACAUUCCAAGGUCUGGACUCCUUAAGAUCUUUGAAAAUGCAGCGGAAUGGAAUUAGCAAGCUUAAGGAUGGUGCGUUCUUUGGCUUGGACAACAUGGAAGAAUUGGAAUUGGAACAUAAUAACCUUACAGAAGUGAACAAGGGAUGGCUGUAUGGUUUGCGAAUGUUACAGCAACUCUACGUGAGCCAGAAUGCUGUUGAAAGAAUCAGCCCUGAUGCGUGGGAGUUCUGCCAAAGACUAUCAGAACUUGACUUGUCAUAUAACCAGUUGACUCGCCUAGAUGAAUCUGCUUUUGUGGGUCUGAGUUUACUGGAAAGGUUGAAUUUAGGGGAUAACAGAAUCACUCAUAUUGCUGAUGGUGUGUUUAGGUUUCUUUCCAAUCUUCAGACACUAAACUUAAGAAACAAUGAAAUUUCAUGGGCUAUCGAAGAUGCUAGUGAAGCCUUUGCUGGACUCACAAGUCUCACUAAAUUAAUUUUACAAGGAAAUCAGAUUAAGUCAAUUACAAAGAAAGCAUUCAUCGGCCUUGAAUCCCUUGAGCAUCUAGAUUUGAACAACAACGCUAUAAUGUCCAUCCAAGAAAAUGCUUUUUCACAGACUCGAUUGAAAGAACUGAUCCUGAACACAAGCAGUUUGCUCUGUGACUGUCAUCUGAAGUGGCUGCUUCAGUGGCUAGUUGAUAGUCAUCUACAACACUCUGUGAAUGUUAGCUGUGCACACCCCGAGUGGCUUGCUGGGCAGAGUAUCCUCAAUGUGGACCUGAAGGAUUUUGUCUGUGAUGAUUUUCUCAAGCCCCAGAUAAGCAGACAUCCUGAAACCACGGUCGCUCUGAGAGGCAUGAAUGUGACUUUGACCUGCACUGCCGUGAGCAGUAGCGACUCACCCAUGUCUGCUGUGUGGCGGAAAGACAGUGAGAUCAUGUAUGACGCCUACAUUGAGAAUUUUGUUCGGUACCAGCAGAAAGCAGGAGAAGCUCUGGAAUAUUCCAGCGUCUUACAUCUUUUCAGUGUGAAUUUCACGGACGAAGGGAAAUAUCAGUGCAUCAUCACGAAUCACUUUGGUUCUAAUUAUUCUCAGAAAGCCAAACUGACUGUGAAUGAGAUGCCAUCUUUUCUGAAAACGCCCAUGGAUCUUACUAUUCGUACUGGUGCUAUGGCCAGACUGGAAUGUGCGGCAGAGGGGCACCCUGUACCCCAGAUUUCCUGGCAGAAAGAUGGCGGUACUGACUUCCCUGCUGCUCGAGAAAGACGAAUGCACGUCAUGCCUGAGGACGAUGUCUUCUUCAUCGCAAACGUGAAAAUAGAGGACAUGGGCAUCUAUAGCUGCAUGGCACAAAAUAUAGCAGGAGGCCUCUCGGCCAAUGCCUCCCUAACGGUAUUAGAAACACCCUCAUUCAUUAGACCCUUGGAGGACAAGACGGUGGCCCGAGGUGAAACUGCAGUGUUACAGUGCAUAGCCGGGGGGAGUCCUACUCCGCGCCUCAACUGGACUAAAGAUGAUGGGCCCUUGCUGGUGACUGAACGUCACUUCUUUGCUGCAGCCAACCAGCUGCUCAUCAUCGUGGAUGCAGGGCUGGAAGAUGCCGGGAAGUACACUUGCAUCAUGUCCAAUACCCUGGGAACAGAACGGGGGCACAUUUAUCUGAAUGUCAUGUCCUCCCCCAACUGUGACUCCUCCCCGAGCAGCCUGGGCCAUGAAGACGAUGGUUGGACCACUGUUGGCAUUGUCAUCAUUGUGGUGGUCUGUUGUGUCGUGGGCACCUCUCUGAUCUGGGUCAUUGUGAUUUACCAUAUGAGAAGGAAGAAUGAAGACUACAGCAUCACAAAUACAGAGGACCUCAACCUGCCUCCAGACAUUCCCAGUUACUUGUCUUCCCAGGGGACCCUGUCUGAACCCCAGGAGGGUUACAGCAGCUCAGAAGCAGGCAGCCACCAGCAGCUCAUGCCUCCUGCCAGCGGAUACUUCCACAAAGGUGGCGAAGGUGGCACUGGUACCCGAGUUAUCUGCUCAGAUUGUUAUGAUAAUGCCAACAUCUAUUCCCGCACCCGAGAAUACUGUCCGUACACCUAUGUUGCCGAGGAAGAUGUUCUGGAUCAGACAUUGUCAGGCCUGAUGGUCCAGAUGCCCAAGGAGCCAUAUUUGGCACAUCUACCCCAGGAUGCUGCUGUCCUGGAGAGCCUGGUAUCCUCAGCAGAGAGAGAGACGCCAGCCUUUCCUUCUAGCCACGAGAGGAUACACGAGAAGAAACUCACUGCCACACACAUGAGCAACGAAACCUUGCCACGACCUCUGUGGAACAUAAACCAAGACCUGGGCCUCCCGUCCUCUCCCUUUGCACCCAAACCAGGCCUCGAGUCCCCCAUGCUGCAUCGAAGUGAGGGUGCAGCAGAGAAUGGCCCAGACUGUUCGGCUUCCCCCAGGCCCUGCCCCACAUUUCAGGACCAUGCUUUUGAUUUUAGCAGGACUAGGAAUGUGCAAGAUGGAAGCGAGGGUACCUGAAACUCUCUCCAGGAGGAAAAAAAAACAAAAACCAAA
Suncus etruscus (white-toothed pygmy shrew) is the source of this 3203-nucleotide messenger RNA. It is a transcript of the gene LRIG2, whose product is annotated as leucine rich repeats and immunoglobulin like domains 2. NCBI's taxonomy places the organism in Eukaryota, Metazoa, Chordata, Mammalia, Eulipotyphla, Soricidae. The coding region runs from base 6 to 3167 and encodes 1053 amino acids. The record is from RefSeq and is a predicted model, not a curated record. Gene Ontology annotation, molecular function: protein binding. The transcript is spliced from 18 exons.